UAUACAGCCUAUAAAACCACCAUAUAAUAAAACCCUAAUUCUCAGACCCUCUUUCAUUUCCUCUUCCGCCUGCCUCUCUCUUUUGGCUCCGACACUCUCACAGACUCACAGCAAAGAUGCCGUUCAAGAGGUACGUUGAGAUCGGGAGAGUGGCUCUCGUUAACUACGGAAAAGACUAUGGCAAGCUCGUUGUCAUCGUCGACGUGGUUGACCAGAACAGAGCUCUAGUUGAUGCACCAGAUAUGGUUAGGGGCCAAAUGAACUUCAAGAGGCUUACAUUGACUGAUAUCACGAUUGACAUUCCUCGUGUUCCAAAGAAGAAGACAUUGAUUGAAGCAAUGGAGAAAGCCGAUGUUAAGAACAAGUGGGAGAAUAGCUCAUGGGGUAGAAAACUGAUUGUCCAGAAGAGGAGGGCAUCUCUCAAUGACUUUGAUCGGUUCAAGCUUAUGUUGGCUAAGAUCAAGAGGGCUGGAGUCAUCAGGCAAGAGUUUGCUAAGCUGAAAAAGGAGAAUUAAUCUUGAAGUGAUACCGAAUUA
This is a messenger RNA of Theobroma umbraticum, 536 nucleotides long. Its product is annotated as large ribosomal subunit protein eL14y-like. Gene Ontology annotation, biological process: ribosomal large subunit biogenesis; translation. The record is from RefSeq and is a predicted model, not a curated record. Lineage: Eukaryota; Viridiplantae; Streptophyta; Magnoliopsida; Malvales; Malvaceae. Gene Ontology annotation, molecular function: structural constituent of ribosome; RNA binding. Gene Ontology annotation, cellular component: cytosolic large ribosomal subunit; ribosome.